Messenger RNA from Apodemus sylvaticus (European woodmouse), 2041 nucleotides. It is a transcript of the gene Zrsr2, whose product is annotated as zinc finger CCCH-type, RNA binding motif and serine/arginine rich 2. Gene Ontology annotation, cellular component: spliceosomal complex; U2AF complex. The record is from RefSeq and is a predicted model, not a curated record. Gene Ontology annotation, molecular function: metal ion binding; pre-mRNA 3'-splice site binding. The transcript is spliced from 12 exons. Gene Ontology annotation, biological process: mRNA splicing, via spliceosome. NCBI's taxonomy places the organism in Eukaryota, Metazoa, Chordata, Mammalia, Rodentia, Muridae. Bases 243 to 1838 code for a protein of 531 amino acids.
GUGCUAGGGCGGCUGGGAGGCCCAGUGAAGCGAGGCUCGCGUUUCCGGUGGUGGAAGAGCUCCGGAGGUGGCUUCGGUGAGGAGUUAUUUUCUCAGGCCACAGUGCCUGGCUGACUAGCUGAGGGAGGAAACCUCCCUCCUUCCUUCUCAGGUACUGGUGGCCGCGCAGAGCGGGAGACCGAGGACCUGGGAGGCUGCUUCCGCUCAGACCUUGCUGUGGGAGAGGAGGCUGCGACGGCAGUAUGGAGGCGGCGGAGCCUACCGCGGUUCCACAAAAACUGAGCCGCAAGAAGUACUUGGCUCUCCGGAAGAAGGAGAGGCGUAAGAAACGACGGCAGGAGCUCGCUCGUCUGAGAGAUGCAGAAUUGUCACAGAAAGAGGAGGAAGAAGAUCCUCUUGCUGAAGAAAAACAAUUAGAAGAAGAAAGGUUGAUGGAGGAAGAGAGGCAAAGAUUACAUGAAGAAUGGUUACUGAGGGAAGAGAAGGCACAAGAAGAAUUUAGGGCAAAGAAGAGAAAAGAAGAGGCAGCUCGAAAACGGAAGGAAGAAUUAGAGAGAAAGUUAAAGGCAGAAUGGGAAGAACAGCAGAGAAAAGAGCGAGAGGAAGAAGAGCAGAAACAACAAGAGAAGAGAGAAAGAGAGGAAGCAGUGCAGAAGAUGCUGGAUCAGGCUGAAAAUGAGCUGGAAAAUGGUGGCACCUGGCAGAACCCAGAACCGCCCACAGAUGUAAGAGUACUGGAGAAAGAUAGAGCCAACUGCCCAUUCUACAGUAAAACCGGAGCUUGCAGAUUUGGAGACAGGUGUUCACGCAAACACAACUUCCCCACAUCAAGUCCCACCUUGCUGAUGAAGAGCAUGUUUACAACGUUUGGGAUGGAGCAGUGCAGGAGGGACGACUAUGACCCUGACUCAAGCCUAGAAUACAGUGAAGAAGAGACCUACCAACAGUUCCUAGACUUCUAUUAUGAUGUCCUGCCUGAAUUCAAGAGGGUGGGAAAAGUGAUUCAGUUUAAGGUCAGCUGCAACUUGGAGCCUCAUCUGAGGGGCAAUGUGUAUGUUCAGUACCAGUCGGAAGAAGACUGUCAAGCAGCUUUUUCUGUUUUUAAUGGACGAUGGUAUGCAGGACGACAGCUUCAAUGUGAAUUCUGCCCAGUGACCCGGUGGAAAAUGGCAAUUUGUGGCUUAUAUGAAGUACAGCAGUGUCCAAGAGGAAAGCACUGCAACUUUCUUCACGUGUUCCGAAAUCCCAACAAUGAAUAUAGGGACGCUAAUAGAGACAUCUACCUGUCUCCAGAUUGGACUAGCUCCUCCUUCAGUAAGAAUUCAGAGAGGAGGGAAAGGGCCAGUCACUAUGAUGAAUACUAUGGCAGGUCAAGAAGAAGGAGGAGUCCGAGUCCAGACUUCUACAAGAGAAAUGGUGAGUCUGAUAGGAAGAGCAGUAGUCACAGGGUGAAGAAAUCUCACAGACAUGGAAUGAAGAGUCGUGAGAAGCACAGUUCACCGAGUAGAAGAAGAAGAAGAAGAAGAAAAAGAAGAAGAAAAGAUCACAGUCCGGGCCUCUGGAGCCAGAGCAGGAGGAGCCGGCGUAGCAGGAGCCGUAGUCACAGCCAGAGCCGCAGCCGCAGCAGAACCCGCAGCCGCAGCCGCAGCCGCAGCCGAAGCCGAAGCCGAAGCCGAAGCCGAAGCCGAAGCCGCGACCUGAGCCGGAGCCGGAGCCGGAGUGGGAGCCGGAGCCGGAGCCGGAGCCAGAGCUCAUCAAGGUCCAGAAGUCGUGGCAGGAGGAGGUCAGGUAGUAGAGACAAAAACACCCAGAGUCCCAAAUCUAAACUUUGUUUUUAAAUAUGUCUGUCUUUUAAUGGCAUCUGCUCACCUGUAUAGAUUGAUGAUGCUAGCCAAAUGGUAUUAUGUAAACCAUAAUUUUUGUAAAUUAUACACACACACACAAAUAAGAAAUUACUUGUAAUCCUAACCUCAAGAGCAUCACUUAAUGCUGCAGUGAUGCUUUAGUAUUUUUUUCUGUUUUCUGCUUAUGCACCCCUCCC